This is a messenger RNA of Hippocampus comes (tiger tail seahorse), 519 nucleotides long. RefSeq names its product kunitz-type serine protease inhibitor-like. The transcript is spliced from 3 exons. Lineage: Eukaryota; Metazoa; Chordata; Actinopteri; Syngnathiformes; Syngnathidae. The record is from RefSeq and is a predicted model, not a curated record. Gene Ontology annotation, molecular function: serine-type endopeptidase inhibitor activity. The coding region runs from base 1 to 351 and encodes 116 amino acids.
AUGCCCAGUGUGCAGUGUGAGCUUUUUUACUACGGCGGCUGCCAGGGCAAUGACAACCGCUUCCCCGACUUGACUUCCUGCAAGGAGUACUGCAGCCCGCGAAAAUCGGUUCCCGUGCUGUGCCUGGACCCUCUGGACAAAGGCAAAUGUUCUGCCUCCAUACCACGCUACUACUACAACAAGACCACCAAGACCUGCGAGGAGUUCACGUAUUCAGGCUGCGGUGGGAGCAGCAACAAUUUCGUCUCCAGGCACAGCUGCAUGGACGUGUGUGUUAAAGGAGGUAAAAAGGGCAGCGGAGGAAAAAUGCGCCGCCUGAGACGAAACCGCAUCACUUUCUUGCAAGCGUAGACUGACGGACUCCCGCGCACGCCUGUAUUUUCCAUAUUUUGACUUUGACGGCAACAUGUUCUGUUGCACUUUUGAGACUGUAAGAUUGUAAUGUAUGUUUUAUGCGCCGGUAGACGAAGCACUAUUUUGUGUAAAUAUCUAUAUUUUAUAAAGUAUUUUUUACUAUUU